This is a messenger RNA of Drosophila innubila, 1034 nucleotides long. RefSeq names its product aminoacyl tRNA synthase complex-interacting multifunctional protein 1 (gene AIMP1). Gene Ontology annotation, molecular function: tRNA binding. The coding region runs from base 13 to 954 and encodes 313 amino acids. The record is from RefSeq and is a predicted model, not a curated record. The transcript has 2 exons. Lineage: Eukaryota; Metazoa; Arthropoda; Insecta; Diptera; Drosophilidae.
GACGUAGCAACAAUGCUGCGUGCCACAUGCGAAAUUGCACUAAAAUUAACAACAAGGAAAUACUUAACAAAAAGCAUUAAAAUGUCUGCGCUUCAAAAAAUCGUUGAAAAUAAUGAACGGGCACAAAGCCUUAUUGAGUCCUUACAAGGAGAGAUGACGGCGCUACAAAACGAACUAAUAGAGCGUAAGAAAAAGGAAUUGACUGAGGAAAACGCUGCAUUGGCCAAGGAGGUGGAAGAGGCCUUGGCACAACUAAGGAGCCUUGAGAUACGCAAUGGCAGGAAACAAAUUCCAGUGCCUGGGAGCCGUGGAAUGUGCACCAAAGCUGCCAAUGAAACAGAGGCAUCGUCUGCAAGUGUCACAACAACGACACCGGCUGUAAAUACGGCAGCGCCAAAAGAGAAGAAAGUAAAGGAAAAGAAACCCGCCGCUGAAAAGCCAAGUGCUGUUCCAGAAGCUCCAGUUGAUGUCGGACGCUUGGAUAUGCGUGUAGGUAGAAUCAUUGAGGUCGGACGUCAUCCAGAUGCUGAUAGCUUGUAUCUGGAGAAGAUUGAUUGUGGAGAACCAGCACCACGGACUGUCGUAUCCGGACUGGUUAAAUUUGUGCCAAUUGAGGAAAUGCAAAAUCGUUUGGUGGUUGUCUUGUGCAAUCUUAAGCCAGCGAAAAUGCGUGGUGUUGUCUCUGAGGCUAUGGUUAUGUGUGCAUCCACUGCCGAUAAGGUUGAAGUUUUAAGUCCACCAGCUGGCGCUAUUCCCGGAGAUUUGGUGCAUUGCGAGGGCUAUGAACGCCAGCCAGAUGCUCAGUUGAAUCCCAAGAAAAAAGUCUUCGAAACAUGUGCUCCCGAUCUUAUGACCAAUGCCGAACUGGUCGCUUGCUAUAAGGGAUCCCCGCUGCACAUCCCUGGCAAAGGCAAACUCCUGGCGCAAACUUUGAAGAAUGUUCAAGUUAAAUAAAGCAUUAUGCCCAUACAUAUGUACAUCAUAUACUCGAACUCAGAAUAAAAUGUCUCAUUCUUUGGUCAACUUUAGUUGCA